Messenger RNA from Symbiodinium sp. CCMP2592, 975 nucleotides. Lineage: Eukaryota; Dinophyceae; Suessiales; Symbiodiniaceae. The record is from the annotation of a GenBank genome assembly.
AUGGCUUUUUCCAAAGCCGCACGCUUCCCCAGCCGGGACUUUUCUACUCCCGGACCGGGGAGCUACAGCCCAAGUGCCAGCCCGAGGCUCUCUGGCGUACCUGCGUACACGUUUGGGCAACGGUCCAGACGUCAGAAAAGGGCCACGGCCAUGUUGCCGACAGUGAAUGUUGCAAAUCUGCAACUUGCGCAGGAACUGGGCCGUGGUGGCAUGGGAACGGUCCGCAGGGGAAGUUUUAUGGGCGAGCUUAUUGCUGUAAAGACUUAUCGCUAUGACCCGGUGGUCUGGUGCGACCCGGAAGAAGACCGGAAAGGAUUAGUGAGAGAAGCAUUGAGGCUCCAAAGGCUGGACCACCCGAACGUGGUGCAGGUGGUUUGUCUCGUGUCUGAGAAGCGCACUAUGGUCGGGUUUGGCAUGGAGCAGCUCGGCGAAAGCCUUGCAAGGGCUUCUGACAAAGGACGACUAAGCGGGCGUCGCCUUGCCAGGGCCUUUCGGGCGACGUGCGAGGCUGUGGCAUACAUCCACGGGAUGCUGGUCGCUCAUUUGGACAUCAAGGAAUCCAACCUGUGUUGUUCCCGACCGUGGAGCUUCAAUGUCAAAGUGAUUGACUUCGAUGCUGCAAUGGAGCUCAAGAAUUCUGACGAUACUCUUAACAGGUUUCCGGGCACCUUCGAGGCAGCAAGCCCGGAACGUAAAGCCAGGCAGCCCUGCCGUGCGGUCGCGGAAGACUAUUACAUGACCGGAUAUGCCUUCUUGAACUUACUCACCAAAACACCACCCGACCGCGCAGCAGAGUUUCUGCGAGCUCGCGUGAUGCCUUUGCUGCGACGUGCAGAGCAAAGGCCGUCCGUGCAGCAGAUCCUGCAGACUUGGAACAAUCCCAUCGAAGCCGCAGCGGAGCCGGCAGAGCCAUUGCCGACUCUUCUUGCGAGCGAACCGGCCAAUGGUGACGUCCUCACAAAGCUUUUUCAGUAG